AUGGGAGAUAACGAGAAGGAAGCAGAGAAACCGGCAUCUGCCAUUCAGCAGGGAGGAACACUAGCAACAGCCAAGGCCGCGGGGUCAUCCAAAAAUGAAACCGGCAUUCCAGGAAACCAAGGUGACAAAGCCUCAGAACAUAAUUUAUCUGAAUUUAUGGGAGGUGGAACGAAGGAAAAUGAGCAAAAAUUGACCGAGAAACCAGCUGAGGAGGGAGCCAAGAAGCCAGCAGCAGUGAAACAGCAGCAGCAGCAUUUGUGCCUGGUAUGA
Seminavis robusta is the source of this 270-nucleotide messenger RNA. Lineage: Eukaryota; Bacillariophyta; Bacillariophyceae; Naviculales; Naviculaceae. The record is from the annotation of a GenBank genome assembly.